AUGUGUUUCUCUAUGUGUGCACAGAUUGUUUACGGUAUUAUAAUGUUUGCGUGUCUUGCGCUAACUCUUGGAGCAAUGUUCACGUCAAAUUGGAGACAGAUCACAGGAACUGUAGAGCAAUCCCUUCUAAAUCGUUCAAUCCCUGAAAGUAUGGGAUUAUUUUCGUUCGCUUGUCGAAUGCCUGGAGAUACGAACAGUACAAGUAGUGGAAAAUUUAUAGAUUUGACAUAUUGCGAAGAAUGGUGGAAUAAUUUACAAACUUGGGAGAGAAUUGUAAGUGCAGCUAUGGUGUUGGCAGCCUUGAUAGAGGCGUUUGCGUUCGUAUGGAAUCUAUUUACUUGGUGUGCAUGUUGUUGUAAACAAUGCCUCCUACAUCCAUUGACGUUAGCCUCUCUGUGUGCUGCCAUCUCUUUGGCUACAGCCGUUGUCGUCUACGGAUUAAACAAUCAGAGUGCAUUUCAAGGUGUACAGAACUGGGAUGACAUCAAGGAUAAGAUCAGUACAGAGGUUGGAUAUUCGUUUUGGUUAGCAUGUGCAGCGUUAGUGUUAGCGGUUGCCGAUACAGCUGUUGGGACAUUCGCUGUAUGUAUGGGCGAUAGUUGUGUCUAA
Necator americanus (New World hookworm) is the source of this 609-nucleotide messenger RNA. RefSeq lists its product as uncharacterized. Lineage: Eukaryota; Metazoa; Nematoda; Chromadorea; Rhabditida; Ancylostomatidae. The coding region runs from base 1 to 609 and encodes 202 amino acids. The transcript is spliced from 6 exons. The record is from RefSeq and is a predicted model, not a curated record.